Diabrotica virgifera virgifera (western corn rootworm) is the source of this 2394-nucleotide messenger RNA. It is a transcript of the gene fd102C, whose product is annotated as fork head domain-containing protein FD5. The record is from RefSeq and is a predicted model, not a curated record. The coding region runs from base 156 to 1028 and encodes 290 amino acids. Gene Ontology annotation, molecular function: DNA-binding transcription factor activity, RNA polymerase II-specific; RNA polymerase II cis-regulatory region sequence-specific DNA binding. The transcript has a single exon. NCBI's taxonomy places the organism in Eukaryota, Metazoa, Arthropoda, Insecta, Coleoptera, Chrysomelidae. Gene Ontology annotation, biological process: cell differentiation; regulation of transcription by RNA polymerase II; anatomical structure morphogenesis.
GUUAUCAGUUGUACAGUAUAGUUUACCCUCUUACGAAUGACAGACCAUGAUUAAUGGUGUAUGUUAUCGUUUAUCAGUAGCAACAAGUUUAAAUUAAUUUGUGGUGGGAUAGUUAACUUCAGUGUGUAAGAACUCGACUUAGGACUGAAAUAAUUAUGUGCAACAACGAAAAUUCAACGAAUUAUCCUUCUCAAUCGAAAUUACCGAUAAGAUUUACUUUUGAUGCCAAUUUUCCAAGAGCACUCUUUCCGAUAGAUCAUUACAAGCUACAAUUGUACCAAUACGCAGUCGCUGAACGUUUACGAUAUCCAUUACUAAAUCCGUUCCCAUCAGCAUUGACUUGUUAUCCUUUGUUGCCCAGAUCGCUGCAACCUGAAGAACCGAAACCACAACACAGUUACAUCGGACUAAUCGCCAUGGCCAUUUUGAGUUCCCCAGAUUCCAAAUUGGUGUUAUCGGAUAUCUAUCAGCAUAUUUUAGAUAACUACCCUUAUUUUCGGACAAGAGGUCCAGGUUGGAGGAACUCAAUCAGACACAAUCUUUCGCUGAACGACUGCUUUAUCAAAGCUGGAAGAAGUGCUAAUGGAAAAGGACAUUACUGGGCCAUUCAUCCUGCAAAUGUAGAAGACUUUCGAAAAGGAGAUUUCAGAAGGCGCAAAGCCCAACGGAAAGUUAGAAAACACAUGGGUUUAGCUGUGGACGAAGACGGAGCGGACUCUCCAAGUCCUCCGCCUCUUUUGGAGAGCCCUUCAGUUGUGCCGGGUCCUUCUACUUCAGUUUAUCCUAUUGUUUCUACUAGAAACUCUACAAGGAAAAGACAGUUCGAUGUGGAAUCACUUCUAGCUCCAGAUUCCGGAGAAGAAACUAACGAAGAGGACAUUGAUGUUGUUACCAGUGAUAAUCAAGAAAAAUCUGAAGAAAAACAACAGUGGCCGAUGUUCCCCAUAGUUGACUAUUACCAAGCUCUUCUAAAUACGACAUCUAUAAGACCAGUUCUUCCUGAAAGUAAUGUAAAUAGUUUAAAAUAAUGCGUAUCUUAAGUAUCUACUAUAAACCAAAAACUCACAAACUGAAAAACUCUUACAUUGUUUAGGUGUACAUCAGAUAUUUAUUCUAUAUUCCUUUAUUUGUCAAUGUAAUUUAUUUGGGAUAUUUAUUAAAAGUGUUUUCGAUCAUUUGACCAAGUGCAAAUUGCAAGGAAUGAAACAAAGAAGUUAUUAUUUCACCAUUAAAAGCAACAAUGAAAUCCUAUCCCUUAUGCAACUGGAUGCGGAAGUUAAAAGUAAGUUUUAUUAAUUUCACUUAAAACUAUUUUUUACUUAAACAUCUAAUUCAAUAAAUAAUAGCUCCAUUAGUAGGCACACAGUUUACCCCCAUAAGAAAAUCAUAAACCGACUAUAAAUUUUUUCCUGCAUUACUACUGCACCAAACCUUUUUUUACUUCAUUCUAUAUAUUUUUCAAAUUUGAAAUAUAUAUUUUUUUAAUUUUUCCAAGUGGUCCGUUAUUGUAACAAAUAACUUAUAACGAAAAACAAUUUCCCGAGUCGAUUUUGAUCAAUUUUUUAGGCGUCUAUCAUCGAAAUAAAUACUUUUUGGUAAUUUUUGGAAAAAUGCUCCCUUUUCGAGUUAUUUGCAAUUUUUUGUUGAAAAAAUGCGUCAAAUAGUGAUUUUUAGAUUUUUUUCUAAAAAACUACUAAAUGAAUUACAAUUCUAUAAAAUGCAAAAAUGAAUAACCAUUUUCGAUUUCAAAACUUAGUCUUCUUUCUAUAAAAUGCUUUAUAAUCUUUAACCUUUCUAUCUCACUGAAAACAUGAACCCAAAUAAGUAGGUAUUUCGAAUAAAUAUGCCGGUGUACAUUGCACUGUAAGUGUGUAGAAAAACUAUGUUUUUAGCAAGAUAGAAGCCACUUAUCCCUGUCAAAAUAUUCUUACUUAUACUUGAAGGUUUAAAGAAUCUUUUUAUAAAAUUGAAAUUCAGUUAGUAACUUUUGAAAAAAAAAAAUCCAUAAAAUCACUAACAAUUAAGAUAUUUUUCAAACAAAUUGCAAAUAACUAAAAAAUUUUUCGAAUAAUUACCAAGAGAGAAAAAGUAUCUAUUGUCUAAGUAUAAAAAAUCUUUAUUCGAAGCAAUUCGUGAAAUUGUUUUUUGUUGUACGUUAUUUGUUAAUAAUAAUUUCCGGCUCACUUGGAAAUUUAGAAAAGAAUACAUUUUAACUUUGAAAAAUUUAUAGAAUCGAAUAAAAAUGGUUUGGUGUGGUAGAAAUGAAAAAAAAAAUAGUCGUUUCUUAGCGUCUUUUUUGGGGUAGACCGCUCGCUUAUAGAUAUUAUUCCUUUCAAUUUCAUAAAUUUCGCAAAAACAUUUAUUGAAUUUUUUACCUUGUUUAUAUCUUUCGAA